AUGGCUCCUGCGCAAUCCAAGAUGGUACCUGAAGGAGGCGAUGACAACGCGACAAGGGCGUCCGGCCAGCAGACGCUCGAAAACAGUCAGCUCUCGUCCAUGUCUGCCAACAAGACUACCACGGCGCCCGCCGCUCCUCCUUCUCCUGCUGUUGCUGCGUCUAGCGGCGACGAGGAGCAGGAUGAGAUAAAGCCAUCGACCAGCCAGAUCCGCCCGACCCUCCAGGAGGCCGCCUCUCUUUCACGGAACGGUCGCUUCUUCCAAGCGCUUUACUCCAUGAUGCCGACGAUCCCGGCCAGCACGCAAGAGGGCAUGCUAGCGCGGGCCAUGGAGAGUCUCCCCUCCCUCCCGGCACGUCUUCCCGGUCUCUCUUCUCUCCCGUACGUCGGUGGCCCCGAACGCCGCGCCCGUUGCUUUUCCAACCGCGGCUACACGACUCUCCUCGAGCCGUUCGAGUCCGUCGAGAGCCAGAUCGACGCGAGCGUCGGCGACAUCAUCCGCGAGGACGUCGUCGUCGGUACUGCCUCGACCUCGACCCCCCAACUCCUCCACGCCGGCGACGAAGACAUCAACGCCAACCCGGAGCCUCUCACCGCGUCCCCGGAAGACGACGACGACGACGACACCUACUUCUGCGUCUACGAAGACGUCGAGACGGACGUGGGCUACGAGGCGCGCCGGCAGCAGGCCGAGGCGCGGCACGACCAGCGCGCAGCAGCUCCGUACUGGGACGCGGCGAGGCAGGCGCGCGACACGGCCGACGCGAUGCUGAGGACGGGCGCCCGGAAGGCGCUCGUCUGCGCGCGGGCCGGCGCGGCCGUCGUGGCGACGACGGCCCAAGACGCCGUGACGGACGUGAUGAGGGACCUCAGCGUCCAGGGUGCCAGGAGUCGACUGGUCGGAUCCGGUGCGCACCGCGUCGGGCUCCUCAGGGGCGAGGGCGGUGAGAGCACGCCUCAUGAAGCGUCCGCAGUCUCCGAAUGCUUCGUCGAUUUAGGCGAGGCGGACUCCAAGAACGGCGAUGGCUCAGACGAUGACGAAGGCUGCGUUGAGGGCGUUGAGGGCCAGAAGGAAGACGUUGUUACCGAAGGCCUGACGGUGGUUGGAGGCGUUCAGCCGAUCGAAUCCCCGUACGGUCAGAAGAAGAAGAAGAAGCAGCAGCAGCGGAAGGAAACCAGGAAGGCACAGAAGGCCAAACAACGCGCCCGUUCGGCAGCCACGCCGGGAAGCGUUCGCUGCAACCAGGAGCCAAGCACCAGCACCAGCAGCAGUGACGACUUCUUCGAUGCCCCUGCAAGCGGCGCAAGCACCGGUGCCUCCAGCAAUCGUGCCGGUGCCACCUUCGACAGCAUCGACCUCGACCGCAGCGAGUUUGUACACCCCGCGAGCCUGGCUGACGACGACGACGACGACGACGACGACGACGACGACUUCGAUAUCAUCACCGAGGAGGAGGCUGGACGCCCGGCCUAUUCUCUGGAUGACAUUACACCGCACGUCCGUCGGCCCCUCCACGCCGCCCGCGGCUACGACGGUCCCGCCACUGCCACUGCCGCUCGUCCUCGUGCUCCUGUCCGCUCGCCUGGCUUCCAGCGCCCGCCCUCGCCUGGAACGAUGCCCAUCGCCAUGAUCUCCCACGGGACCAACGAGCUUCCGCGCCGUCGUCGUAUCGACGGCAACUGA
Diplodia corticola is the source of this 1683-nucleotide messenger RNA. RefSeq lists its product as uncharacterized. The record is from RefSeq and is a predicted model, not a curated record. Lineage: Eukaryota; Fungi; Ascomycota; Dothideomycetes; Botryosphaeriales; Botryosphaeriaceae. The transcript has a single exon. Bases 1 to 1683 code for a protein of 560 amino acids.